Messenger RNA from Charadrius vociferus (killdeer), 2199 nucleotides. It is a transcript of the gene MTDH, whose product is annotated as metadherin. Gene Ontology annotation, cellular component: nucleus. The record is from RefSeq and is a predicted model, not a curated record. The transcript has 13 exons. Bases 1 to 1575 code for a protein of 524 amino acids. Gene Ontology annotation, molecular function: transcription coregulator activity. NCBI's taxonomy places the organism in Eukaryota, Metazoa, Chordata, Aves, Charadriiformes, Charadriidae. Gene Ontology annotation, biological process: negative regulation of apoptotic process; regulation of transcription by RNA polymerase II; positive regulation of canonical NF-kappaB signal transduction.
AUGAGUGCAAGGGUGAGGGAGAAGAUUUACGGAGAAGAUGCUCCCAAGCUCGAUGGCGUAGCAGCCCGUGGCAUGGGCUUGUCUCUAGCUGGGAGGCUAGACAGGCUGUGUGAGCCUAAUGGACGGUCUUUCCUUGAUGUAUCUGAGGAUGAAGUAAUACAAACGGUCCGUAAAGAAAAUGUAAAGCAGCCUGUGGACGCAGAAAAGAAGAAUGAAAAGAAAAAAAAGAAAUCAAAGGGAGAUGCUAAAACGGUUCAGGAUACGUCACGCCUAGAUGGAAAGGAAGUUGAUGAAGGAACCUGGGAAACUAAAAUCAGUAACAGAGAGAAACGACAGCAGCGUAAGCGAGACAAGGUGCUGACCGAUGGUGGCUCAGGAGAAACAAAUCUCCAAGGGGUGGAAAAUACAGUUACUGUAUCCAUUGAACAACUGAUGCCUACGCCAUCACUUCUGGCUGGUCUCAGAAAAAAUAAAGGUGAUGCGCUUCUGAAUGCGCAAGUUAGCAGCUCUAAGCCUGCAAAGGGGGAGUCAUCAAUUCCACAAGUUUCUCCAGGAUUGAGUGAAAGCCAUACAGUAAAUGGAGGAAGCUGGAACGAGAAGUCUGUAAAAAUCUCCUCACAGAUUGGUGUAGGGGAGGAGAAAUGGACGUCUGUUCCCUCGGCUGCAGCUGGGAAGAGGAAGACUGAGACAUCAGCGUGGGGCCAGGAGACUGGAGAUGCUAAUGGAAAUGGAAAGGACUGGGGUGUAACCCUAGUGGGCAGGCCCUGGAAGGAGCGUUCUUUGUUCACUCCUAUUGCUGCUUGGAAUGUGGAUGCAAGGAUUAAUACCUCUGAACAGAAUUCUACUUCUUUCUCUUCAUUUGGAUUAACUCCUGGAGUUUCUGGAUCCAACAGUGAGUCAGUUUCUCAGGCUGGUACUUCCGAUUUUCAGUGGGAUUUGAGUCAUGCUCAACCCCCGGUUGAUGACGAAUGGUCUGGGUUAAAUGGACUUUCUUCAGCUGAUCCCACCUCUGAUUGGAAUGCACCAGCAGAAGAGUGGGGAAACUGGGUAGAUGAAGAAAAAGUUGCUUCUGUUCCUCAACCUGAAGAGAUAUCUGAUGUUCAGAAGCCUUCAGAUAAUGAACGAGAAAAAGCAGAGCCAAUUCUUCAGAGUUCUGCAAGUGGCAAAUCCAAGAAGAAGAAGAAGAAAAAGAAGAAGCAGGGUGAAGAAACUAACUCUCCUGCACAGGACACUGAAGAACUGGAUAGAGAAGCUGGAGAGGAGUUUCAGGAGGAUACCUCAAAAGUUCAACCACAGCAGGAAAUAGCUUUUUCGCUGAAGACCAUAAGUACUAGUGAACCAGCUAAGCCUGAGGAGGCUCCUUCGCUUGCUGUUUCUACUGAGCCAUCUGUAAUUGUAUCAGAGAGCGAUUCUGACAAGAUCGCUUCCCAAGUGCCACAGAUGCUGCAAGAGACGGAUGUUUCUAGUCCCAAUAUUAAGCAAAACAGUGUGCCUCCUCCACAGACAAAGUCUGAAGAAAGCUGGGAAUCCCCCAAACAAGUUAAAAAGAAGAAAAAAGCAAGAAGAGAAACGUGAACUUCUGGAGAUGGACAUGUGUUGCUGAAUACUGUCAUGAAGAUUAUGCUGUUUAUGCAAUAAUUUGUGAACAUGUACAGAAUUUUAUAUAAAUUGCAAACAAUUUUUAAAAACAGAACUGCUGUGAACACAAACAUCUUUAAAAAGGAAUCAAAGGAAAGUAACUAUGAUCUAGCAAACAGAACAUGCUACAUUUGAAAGACAUUCUGAAGAGUCUGUUUUUCCAACUUUUGGAGAGAGAUCUUAAUUAAAAAAAAAAAACAACUGGUUUUACAACACAGUGCCCUGUUUACAACAGAUUAUACUCUCAUCUACAGCUGCGGAAAAAAAAGAUUGGUUUCAAGGAAGGGUUUUUUGUAAAAACAAUUGUCUGUACAAUAGCGGGUGUUUCUUGCCUCUCUUGCAAGUGAUGCAUUGGAAGCACAGAAUGUCAACCAUAUGAAUUUGUUUCAUGCCUAAAUCAAAGUGCUUUGAUUAAAUACAUAAUCUGCCAUAUCUUUACAGCAAGUUGGUUAGCAAGCCUGCUAGCUAUUACAGGAAUCACAAGUGCAAAUCAUUAACCAUUUGUACAGUCAGACCUUCAUGGUUUAUUAUAUGAAGUUAACACAAUGAAACUGCUUUGGG